Engraulis encrasicolus (European anchovy) is the source of this 8509-nucleotide messenger RNA. RefSeq lists its product as uncharacterized. The coding region runs from base 279 to 8135 and encodes 2618 amino acids. Lineage: Eukaryota; Metazoa; Chordata; Actinopteri; Clupeiformes; Engraulidae. The record is from RefSeq and is a predicted model, not a curated record. The transcript has 19 exons.
ACCAUCUUUGACCAUUAAGCGGCUUGCAGACUUUGGUCUGCAAAAGCAUCUGGAAUCUACGAAUGCCAUGGAUUCGUUUUAACAGACACUUUCACGAAGUUAUGUACUUUAAAACUUUCGAGAAAGACACCUCUGAUGUGAUGUAACGCUGAACGAGGAAACCGCCAGAGCCACAGUUGCUAGCUACAUUAGCCGUGUUGUGGUUGAGCUAGCCUGGAAAACUAGCAGCUACUUAUUAGCUAUAUUUUUUUCGUAUACCGAGAAGCAAAACACUCAACAUGAUGUCACGAGGUCCUCCACGGGGGCCACCUUAUGAUCCCCGUUACGGUCCCCAUCCAGACGACUAUCCCCCACCAUGGAUGGAGCCACCUUUCCACGACGGCCCGCCCGACCCACAUUACAUGCGUGGUGGUCCGUGGGGGCCUAUGGACCGACCACCACAUCCCUAUGGACCUGAGCCUUGGCCUAUGCACCCAGAUAUGGAUCCGAGGGGACCCUACGGCCCUUAUGAUGACCCAUACGGACCACGCGGACCUCCUCGCCACCCCUACGAUAUGGAUGCCCCACCUUAUCCCGGUAGGCAUUACCCUCCGGAGUAUGACCGGCCUCCCUUACCCCAUGACUAUCCUCCCCUGGAUGAAUACGGUCGUCCUCGUCCUCCCAUGGACGAAUACGGCCCUCCUCCUAUGGAUCCUCAUUACGGGCACCCACCGGGUAGACACCUACCCCCUCCGCCUGAGUAUGACACCGGCAUGCCCCUUCCACCGGGGAUUCCCCCACCGGUGAUGCCCCCCGAGUUCCCUCCACCGGUAAUGCCCCCCGAGUUCCCUCCACCGGUGAUGCCACCCCCGGUGAUGCCACCCACAGUCAUGCCACCUACAGUCAUGCCACCCCCAGUGAUUCCACCCCCAGUGUUGCCACCCACAGUGGUACCACCCACGAUAGACACCAGCGUGCCGCCACCCCCCAUCCACGACUACGGUCACCCGCCCCCCUACGUGCCCCUGGACCCCCACUAUUACCGACCUCUGGACCCGUACUACGGACACAUGCCUCCGCCUCCCUUGCCUGAUGUCAAAGGCCUCAACGUCAAAGAGGUCUUGAAGGAGAGAGACAAGCUGGUGAAGCAGAGAGAGAUACAUCGACAGAAGGAGAUUGCUGUCACCAAAGAGGUCAACUCACAACGCCAACAGCUUGCUGUCCUGCUGAAGAAGGAAAAGAAGCGUCUGAAGAAGAUGAAGAAAGCAGAGGAGAAGGAGAACAAGGAAGGAGAGGAGGAGGCAAAGAAAGAGGAGGAUGGUGGAGAGGAGAAGAAAGAGGGAGAGGGAGAGGAGAAGAAAGAGGGAGAGGGAGAGGAGAAGAAAGAGGGAGAGGAGGCGGAGAAGAAAGAGGGUGGCGAGGAGGUUCCGUUCAACCCUCUGGUGACGGCCAUGCGCAUCCGCAUGGAGAUGUCCGAGACGCGGCUGACCAUCGUGCAGAACCAGAUGGCGGCGGUGGCCAAGCGCCUGGCCGAGCUGAACGAGGUGGGCCUGACCCUGGGCAUCACCCCGCUGCCUGCGCCCCCGAGUGCCGCCGCCCUCUACCUGGCAGACCAGCCGCUGGACAUGAAGAAGAAGAAGGUCAAGAAGAUCAAGAAAGAGAAGAAAGAGAAACCGACGCCGCCAGCGGUGACAUCGUCGUCAGGGUCCGUCACCACAGCGACCGCCUCUGAUGCCACGGCAACCAAGGCCGCCACCUCGGCAACCAGCUCAGUCACGGACGCCUCCACGCCGGCAACCACCAGCGGAGUCGCCGUCUCCGAUGAGACGUCCAGGGAUGCAAAUGCCUCAACGGAUGCCUCUGCCAUGGACACUGGCACAGCAACUGACUCUGCCAUGGAGACCACGGAAACAAUCACAGCAACCGACACGACGGCUGACUCUGCCAAGGACACCACGACCUCCCCAUCUGAGGCCACCACGGAUUCCACUCAAACAGCAGCACCCUCCGACUCUGCCACGGAGGUUACUACAGCAACCGCACCAACCGACUCUUCCAUGGAGACCAGCGCGGAAACAGCCAUUUCAGAGGCCAGCACCCCCGUCAUCAAGGAGGCAGAGAAGGCAGACGACGGUGUGGAGAUGGAGAUAAGCAACAGCCCUGAAGACAGCCAGAUGGACAUCACUGCUGCACCAGCAGUAGACGACGGCACUGCACCCCAAGACCAGACUGCUGCUGCUGCUGACACCUCAGAUGCUGCUGCAGCUGACACCCAGGACAAGCCCACGACAGAGUCCGAAGAGAAGACGGCAGCGUCCCAAGAGAAGACGGCAGAGUCUGAAGAGAAGACGGCAGAGUCUGAAGAGAAGACGGCAGCGUCCCAAGAGAAGACGGCAGCGUCCCAAGAGAAGACGGCAGCGUCCCAAGAGAAGACGGCAGCGUCCGAAGAGAAGACGGCAGAGUCCCAAGAGAAGACGGCAGAGUCUGAAGAGAAGGCAGCAGCGUCCCAAGAGAAGGCAUCAGAGUCCCAAGAGAAGGCAGCAGAGUCCCAGGGCAAGGCGGCAGCUGACCAGGCUGCUGGUGCUGGAGCGCAGAAGAAGCCCACUGACCCCCUGAAGCCAGCAGCCGCAGUUGCAAAGCCAGCAGCAGCAGCAAAACCAGCAGCAACAGCAAAGAAGACCACAAUGAACCGCUUCAUGCUACCCAAGAGGCCCAGACCUGCCCCCAUAUUUCCUUCCAAACCUCACGCCGGACGUCAGUCAGGGCUCAUCACAACUACUGGGGAGAAGGAAGAUGUGGGCAUUAUUGAGCGCGACGAGGACAAGGAGCAGUACAAAUUCAAACUCAGCUCUUUUGUGGGCGUGUGCGGCAACCUGAUCCCUGGAGUCCGAGUGCAUUUUACCAUCUACAAGGAAGAGGGUGAGGAGGAGUGUGCGACGGACGUGAGCGUACCAGCCGGAGGAACAGAACAGCUGCACCACGAGGAGUUUGUGGGCGUCGUCACCAAGAGCAUCAAGAACGCACCGCUGAAGAACAAGAACAAGCAACUGCGACUGGAGACCUCCAUCUGUGGCGUUCCCAUGGACCUGCCUUUUGGCGAGGGCGACUGCUCUGUUACCCUGGUAACCGGCGACCUCGUGAAAUUCCAGGUGGUCACGAGCAUUGUCACCAAGACCAUGAGGGCCGUCAACGUACGGCCGCAGGUGCCCGACACCUUCCGCGUCACCAACGAGAAACGAGUCAUGGGCAUGAUUACCAACAUCGACCAUGACAUGUACGGCAUCGCGUCAGACGAGUACGACGAUGUCUAUCUGUUCACGGACAACAGCGAGAACCUGGUGACCACGGAGGAGUGGGCCGUGGGGGACCGCGUGGAGUUCACUAGGAUGAAGGUCUCAAAUGUUGACAUGGCUGUACGAGUGCGUAAACUACCUGAGGGCAUGGAGGCCUUUACUGAUUACAUGGACCCCCCAUCUGAGGAAGAGAGCGAUGAGGAGAGCUCUUCAGAGGAAGAGGAAGAGGAGGAGGAGGAAGAAGUGGUUGUGAAAAAGGAAGAACCACCGAAAGAAGAGGAAAAAAAGGAGGAAGAAAAGAAAGAGAUUGUUAUAAAGACGGAGCCGGUCUGGCAGCCCCUGCCUGAGCGCGAGCCUUCACCAGAACCCGAACCCGAGCCGGAGCCAGAGCUGCUGCCACACGAGGAAGUCAGCGAGGACAUGUACGAUGGAGUGGUGCUCAGGAUCCCCACACGCACACGCUUCUGUGGCAAGACUGGCAAGACACUGGUUCUGGACCUGGGCACGGUGAAGGCCACGGUCGAGGGCGAGACCAAGAAGCUGCCGUUCCGCAUGCUGGACGUGAUGACCAAGGCCACCAUGCUGGUGGGCGACAAGGUGCACCUGCACAUCGCCUACAACACCAAGACGCGCAUGGAGAGGGCCGUCAACGUCAUCUUCCGCACCGGCCCACUGCGCAUCAUCACCGAGCAGCGCAAAACCGGUGUGGUGAUUGAGAUGGGGGAUACUCACGGCUACAUUAAGUACCCUGAGGACCCCAAGGUGCUCUUCUCCCUGCGAGAGGUGGUGGACGAUGACCCACUGGCGGUGGACGACAAGGUGGAGUUCACCAUCAUGCCGAAAAUCGGAGCGAUGGGCAACAAGGCCAUCCGGGUGAAGAAGUUUGUGGACAAGGCAGUCCUCACACCUCCCAAAGUAGAGCCCCUGGUGGCGAAAAGUAAAUUAAAGAAAAAGAUGGCGAUCAAAAUCACAACUGAGGCCAAAGACCUGGGGAAGCUGCCUGAGGACAUCAAGCCUGAUCCUGACGAGGAGCCAAACACCAGUGACGUGUUGCCAGUGCGAGCCAAGCCCAAUCCUGUGAGCACCAAAAUGGGGAUGCUGAGGAAGGAGUUGAUCAAGAAGGAAUCUGAAGAGAGCAAGCGCUCCAGGAGUCGUGACCGGUCCAGCCGCAGCAGGAGUCGGAGUCGUAACCGUAGCCGCAGUCGCAGUCGCAGUCGUUCCCGCCGCCGAUCUACCAGCCUUUCAAAGGAUGUCAAAAGCGAGAAGAAGUAUGAUGUGUCAGGCAAGGGCCCCACGGCUGGGGUGAAGAGAGAGGAUAGGAGGAGUAAGGAGGGCUCAAGCAGGAGAAGCCGCAGCCGUAGCAGAGAGCGUUCCUACCGGCGACGCAGCAGGGAGAGGAGUCGAGACCGGCACAGGGAUCGCGACAGGGAACGAGAUCGCGACAGGGACCGAGAUCGCGACAGAGACAGAGAUCGCGACAGAGACAGGGAUCGUGACAGAGAUAGGGACAGAGACCGAGACAGAGACAAAGACGGAGAUCGAGAUAGGGACAGAGACCGAGACAGAGGUGGCUAUUAUGAUCGCGGCUAUGGUGAUCCCAUGCGCCCCGACAUGAGGUACUGGCACGACGGUAGGAGCAGAGAGGGCCCUCCCCAUCCAUACCCUCCUUACUACAGAGAGCCGCCUUACGGCCCCGACCGAUACGGCCCUCCUGGCCACGACCCAUAUGGCCCACCUGGCCACGACCCAUACGGCCCGCCUGGCCCCGACCCAUACGGCCCACCUGGCCCCUAUGCCCGCGAGGGGCCUCCCAAGCCCGUCAUCAUCGACUACGGGCACCCCAAGCAGCCUUACGUUGUGGACUACGGACACCCCAAGAAGCCGUACGUUGUUGAGUACGGGCACCCCAGCUCCAGUUCCACCGUGGUGGAGGACGAGCUGAUGAAGAAGCAGCGAGAGCUUGAGGAACUGGAUGCGCUGAUUGCUCGGAGGAAGGCCUUGAUCGGCGUAGAUGACGGGGAUGAGAAGCCGAAGGCACCUCCUCCACCCAGGGAGCCCAGGGAGCCCAAGGAGCGGCGCGGCUGGGGAUCGGAGCCACUAGCCUCAGACGAGGAGGAGACUUUGGACUGGCUGCCCCAGAAUGCGAGACGUCAGCAGCCGGCCAAACCGAUUAAGUCCAUUCUGAAGAAAACCAAAGACCCGAUCCCUGUGGCUUCCUCUCCACCUCAGACUAAAAAACCCGAUGAAUCAUCUUCGCAGUACUACUAUGACACCGCCUACCCAGGUGCUGCCGCCUCAAGCUAUCCCCCUCGUUCAGGCCAGACGCGUCCAUACCCGGAGGAGCGGCCCUACAAAGAGCCUGAUACCUACAGUCAAAGCUCUGCUGCACCUGCAUCCACAUCUGUGUCUGGUCAGUCUGGGGACCAUCGGUCCUCCACAUCUGCCUCUUCCGUUCCACGCAAGCCCCCUCCGCCUCCUCCUGGACUUCCGCCUUGUCUGCAGCAGAAGGCCAGCAGCAGCACUCUCCUGGCCACCCAGGCCCUGCUGAGCCAGCUGCAGGCGUCCGGGGCCCGCAGCGACAAGGUCUCCCAGAUGCAGCGCGUCCUGGGUCUCCUCAACAAGGGGGUGGACGUCAGCCAGCUCACCACGCUCAUCAAGGAGUCUAUGGGCAAGGGCACCACCGGGGCCAGCAGCAGCAGCUCUUCAUCAGCUGCCAAGGGCGAACGUUACGAUCCCUUCAAAGAGGACGAUGACCACGAGAGCAAGGACUCCAGGGAUGACCUGCUGCCGCACGAGAGGGCCAUGAAGGACGGAAGCGGCUUCUCCCGCAUCCUUGGCCUGGGCAACACGUCAAAGGAGAAGGAGAAGGAGAAGAAGAGGGAGAGGGAGAAAGAGAGAGAGAAGGAGAAGCGGAGUUUAGAUCGGGAUGAUGAUGAUGAUGAUGAGGAGGAGGAGGCUCGGCUCUACGGCAGCUCGGCAGCUGCAGGGUCAUCCUCCAGUCAACAUGGCCGCCGGACUGAACAACGGCAAAGCCCUGAGACCUCUGCACCACACCGCAAGGAACCAACGCCGGACGAGCCCAAGCCAUCCUCCUCGGGGAAAAAGGAGGACAAGGAGCUCUACAUGGACAAAGUCCAGAACCUUCUCAAGGCCAUCGGGUUGAACCUCCAUUCCUCCGACGUCACCCAGCUGACAGACAGGAUGAAGGAGAAGCUGUACGGCGGCAAGACCCGGGAGGCCUCAGUGGACUCCAAGGGUAGUGAGCGCUCGUCGAGUCGACAGCGCAGCCACACUCCGUCCGUAGGUGGUGAGGAUGAUCCCACGGGCUCUGCCUCCCCGGCCAAGAAGGCCCGCCGUGAGCACUACAGGAGCCACUCGAGCCAGUCGCGUCACAGCAGAGAGCACGAACCGCAAGAAGCAGACAAGGGGAGCUCUGCAGAUGGCAGAGAGUCUGCCGAGCGUAGCAAGCGUGCAUCAGAAUCACCCAGCCAGAAGUACGACCCCUACUCCUCCUACCCAGAGUACGCCAAACCACAGGCCGACCCUGCUCAGCCCUCUCCCCUGUCCACUGCUACCACAGCGUACCCCUACUCUGCCACGCACAGCAGCUACCCGUACCCUUAUCCAAGUGGCUCAUACUCUGCAUCUCAGUACCCUCAGGCUGCCUACGCGCAGUACGCCAACUACACCUCUGCUUCCUCCACUGCCUCGGCAAGGGCAUAUGACCCAUUCUCUUAUGCAUCUGCAGCCACCUAUACCCCCACCCCCAUCUCCGAACUCCAAGCCGCAGCGGUAGCCCCCUCCACCACCACCACCACCAACACCACCACCACCACCACCACCACCACACCACCCCCCUCCGCCACCUCCUCUUCCUCUUAUUCAGCGAGCAGCAGCCAACCCCUUACUGUGGGAAAUGGAAACCCCCACGCCCCCAUUCAGGCCUCUGGCAGCGCCUCCGUGACCUUGGAGAGCACCAACGUGACCUUGACCAAGCCAGAGGAGGUGAGCCAGGAGGACGAAAACGUCAAUCGAUGCCUCACUGUCAUUGAGCCUGUCACGGAUCUGGAGGUGGCCAAUACACCAGAGAUAUCUGUGCUGACUGAUGAUGACGUGAGAAAGAGACACAAAGAGAAGCUUGAUGAGUUCACCCUGCGGAUGCACGAGAAAGAGAGGAAGGUGCAGGUAGCCGCGAAGAACGCCAAGCGGACCGGGAAACCAGAACCUGCAGCGGCAGUUGUGAGCGGAGGGGAGCUGAAGAACGUGUGGAUCUUUGGCCACUCGCUGGUGGACUGGGCAGAGAAACGGGCAAAGUCGCCUGAGUUCGGCAUGGAGCUGGGCAUGGACCCCAAGUGCGUGAAGGUGUGGUGGAAGGGCGUGCAGGGCCUGACCUGGGACCAGCUGGUGCCGCAGGUGCACCAGCUGAAGCUCACCUGGCCGCGGCCCGAUCUCUUCAUCAUCCACCUUGGCGGCAACGACGUCACCAAGGGCAGCGUGCAGGAGCUGCUGUUGGCCUUCCGCAACGGCCUGGCCUCGGUGCACAGCAUCUUCCCCAAGUGCCGCCUGGUGUGGUCCAACAUCCUGCCGCGUCGCUUCUGGAAGGAUGGCAGCGGCGGCAUAAUUGAGGACGUGGACGGCUCCAUCAACCAGCUGUGCAGUGUGCUCAACCAGAAGGUGCACGCCAUGGUGGCCGAACUGGGCGGCACAGCCGUGGCCCACCACAAUAUCGGGCCCUCGCUCUACAGGCCCAAUGGCAUGCACCUGUCCAAGACCGGCAUUGACACCUUCCUCCUCAACCUCCAGGAGUUCCUGGAGAAAUGGGAGAAGGAGGCGAUCAAAGAGGCCAGCAAAUUGAAGACUUGAAUUCUUCCGAGAACAAAAUGAGAAACUAGUCAGAUUAUAUGACAGGUGGAGUUAGGAGUUGAUGCGAUUGACUGUAAUUGACACCUUCCUCCUCAACCUGCAGGAGGUUCGUUGAGGAGAAACGAGUCUGAUUAGAUUAGCCUGAUGGAGUUGGGAGUUAGAAAUAAUUGGAUUGUUUUUAGUAUUUUUCGGUUGCCAAGGCUUUUUUAAAUGUACUUGAAGCGCUGCAAAAAUGGUCUGUGAGGCAGAUUUGCUAUUGUGUGAAUAUGAAAACAAGAUCUAUUACAACUGGCAAUGUUUUGUUGAGUUUUUUUUUCGGUGUUUCAUUUGUCAUCCAUAGUAUUCACUUAAAACAAAUAAAACUAAAAAACAUA